Molecule: messenger RNA, 814 nt
Organism: Austrofundulus limnaeus
Lineage: Eukaryota; Metazoa; Chordata; Actinopteri; Cyprinodontiformes; Rivulidae
Product: urocortin-3
Exons: 2
Coding region: 137-514 (125 amino acids)
Biological process (GO): cellular response to nutrient levels; digestion; hormone-mediated signaling pathway
Cellular component (GO): extracellular region
Molecular function (GO): corticotropin-releasing hormone receptor 2 binding; hormone activity
Source: RefSeq, a predicted model, not a curated record
UGUUACCUUAAAAAGAAAAUCAAGAUUURGAAGAACUCAAAUCAGAAAUUAAGCAAAAUAGAAUAUUUCUUAUAAACAAUCCCCAAUUAGGUGUCUAACGUGGGACUGAUUUCAUCUUUUGCAGACAGUGCUGACCAUGAGAAGUGUGUUUGUGUGUUUCUGCCUGGCUCUGCUGCUGCCUUGGCGUGUUCAGAGCCAGAGGAGCCGCCCGGCCCUCACCCGGCUGGACGAGGACACGCAGAGGGACGUGCUGGCUUUCGACACGUUGAACCGCAGCGGCGUGUUGAACUCGCUCCUCCGCUCGGAGCACCACCUGGUGCUCAGGCGGGCACGACCCCCGCGCCCGGCUUCCCAAGUGCCCAAACGGGCCCAGCAGGGGUCUCGAUUUGCCCUGUCCCUCGACGUCCCCACCAGCAUCCUCAGCGUCCUCAUAGACCUUGCCAAGAACCAGGACAUGAGGACCAAAGCGGCAGCSAACGCAGAACUGAUGGCACGAAUAGGCAAAAGGAAAUGAAAGCCAGGAGCGCCUCACUUGCCUCAACUUAUUGGUUCACCUGGUCAUGUUUCAAGAUUCUUACACGCGCCCGCCUACGUGCACGCGAGUCGAGAUGGAGGAAAAAAGAAAAAAAAACAUUCAAAAUGGCGCCAUGUUGUCCCUAAUUAACUCCAGCCAGGUGUUGGUAAUUAUCGCCUAAAUUAGUUCAGCUCGUUUUCUUUCACCGUUGAAACAGACGGAUAGAAGUGGUGAUGAGGGGCGUUUAAGACACCUUAAAACAAUCUGUCAAAUAACUCAGAGUUUAUUGUGUCUUAAUCA